Molecule: messenger RNA, 559 nt
Organism: Serinus canaria (Common canary)
Lineage: Eukaryota; Metazoa; Chordata; Aves; Passeriformes; Fringillidae
Product: dematin
Exons: 5
Coding region: 251-544 (97 amino acids)
Biological process (GO): lamellipodium assembly; actin filament bundle assembly
Cellular component (GO): plasma membrane; actin cytoskeleton
Molecular function (GO): actin filament binding
Source: RefSeq, a predicted model, not a curated record
UCCCCGCCGGCCCCGCACCCACCCUCCCUCCGCUCCCGUUCUCCGCCAUCGCAUCCAUCUGCUCGCUGUCACCGCGUCCCCUCCGGUGUCCCGAGCGCCCCGGAGAGCGACCGGAGGCGGGGGGCAAGGCUGGCUCCGGCGCUGGAAAGUAGGGAACUCCAGAGCCCCAGCGCGGCGUCGGCGCCCAGGGGGAUGUGGAGCCACAGAGGCAGCGGACCCUGUGACUGACACAGCCCCAGCCCACAGCUGAAUGGAAAGACUGCAGAAGCCUCUGACCUCCCCUGGGAGCGUCUGCUCUUCCCGCGGAUCCAGCGUUCCCGGCUCUCCCUCCAGCAUCGUGGCCAAAAUGGACAACGAGGUGCUGGGCUACAAGGACCUGGCUGCCAUCCCCAAGGACAAAGCCAUCCUGGACAUCGAGCGCCCCGACCUGAUGAUCUACGAGCCGCACUUCACCUACUCGCUGAUGGAGCACGUGGAGCUGCCCCGGAGCCGCGAGGUGAGCGCGAAUUCCUGGGGUUUUUUUGGGAGAAUCCCACCUGGAUAGAAGAUCAACAUGCUG